AUGUCGAAAACCUCAUCAGAUCAUCACCUGAGACAAUUUGAAGUCGCAGAGAGACAGAGGAAAGGUAAAAGAAAACAAAAAAUGGAUCGGCCUGCAGUGAGUGGGCCAAUGGAUUUGCCGAUUAUGCACGACAGCGAUAGGUACGAGCUCGUUAAGGAUAUCGGGUCCGGUAAUUUCGGAGUUGCAAGACUCAUGAGAGACAAGCAAAGCAACGAGCUUGUUGCUGUCAAAUACAUCGAGAGAGUGUGUCACCGAGAUUUAAAGCUCGAGAAUACUUUAUUAGAUGGUAGCCCUGCACCUCGUCUAAAGAUAUGUGAUUUUGGAUAUUCCAAGUCGUCAGUGUUACAUUCGCAGCCAAAAUCAACUGUUGGAACCCCUGCUUAUAUCGCUCCCGAGGUUUUACUAAAGAAAGAGUAUGAUGGCAAGGUUGCAGAUGUUUGGUCUUGUGGGGUAACUCUGUAUGUUAUGCUUGUUGGAGCAUAUCCUUUCGAAGAUCCCGAUGAGCCUAAGAAUUUCAGGAAAACUAUACACAGAAUCCUGAAUGUUCAGUACGCUAUUCCGGAUUAUGUUCACAUAUCUCCUGAAUGUCGCCAUCUGAUCUCGAGAAUAUUCGUGGCUGACCCUGCAAAGAGGAUAUCAAUUCCUGAAAUAAGAAAUCAUGAGUGGUUUCUGAAGAAUCUCCCGGCAGAUCUCAUGAACGAUAACGCCGUGAAUAGCCAGUUUGAUGAAUCGGAUCAACCUGGUCAAAGCAUCGAAGAGAUCAUGCAGAUCAUUGCAGAAGCGACUGUUCCUCCUGCAGGCACUCAGAGUCUUAACCAUUAUCUCACAGGAAGCUUGGACAUAGACGAUGAUAUGGAGGAAGAUCUAGAGAGCGACUUGGAUGAUCUUGACAUCGACAGUAGCGGAGAGAUUGUGUACGCAAUGUGAUGCCAUCUCUAUGGUUUCUGAUACAAAAAUGUCAAAAAAAAGUUGAAGAAUAAGCUGUGUUGUUUGCUAUUAAGAAUCUGAGAUUGCACCAACUUGUCUCAAUGGGCACACUUUGAAUCUUUGAUAUGUAAAAGAAAAAAAAAUGAUGGGUGUUUCUAAACAAAGAUUGAAAAAAUCAAAAUCAUUUUCAUCAUUCAGUAAUUUAUCAACUCGCAUUUUUCUUCUUUUGUGUUG
Thlaspi arvense is the source of this 1161-nucleotide messenger RNA. The record is from the annotation of a GenBank genome assembly. NCBI's taxonomy places the organism in Eukaryota, Viridiplantae, Streptophyta, Magnoliopsida, Brassicales, Brassicaceae.